Messenger RNA from Owenia fusiformis, 629 nucleotides. Lineage: Eukaryota; Metazoa; Annelida; Polychaeta; Sabellida; Oweniidae. The record is from the annotation of a GenBank genome assembly.
AUUUGAUCACGUGACGGCCUCUUCGCAAAAUCCGCCAUCAUGGGUCGUAUGCACGCUCCAGGAAAGGGUAUAUCCCAGUCAGCUCUCCCAUACAGACGAUCUGUGCCAACUUGGCUGAAACUGACAUCUGAAGAUGUUAAAGAACAGAUCUACAAACUUUCAAAGAAAGGUCUGACCCCCUCACAGAUUGGUGUUAUCCUGAGGGAUUCCCAUGGUGUCGCCCAGGUCAGGUUCGUCACUGGUAACAAAAUCCUCCGUAUCCUUAAGGCUAAGGGUAUGGCCCCUGAGAUCCCAGAGGAUUUGUAUCAUCUUAUCAAGAAGGCUGUUGCCAUGAGGAAGCAUCUUGAAAGGAACAGGAAGGAUAGAGACUCCAAAUUCCGUCUCAUUCUGGUUGAAUCCCGUAUUCACCGUCUUGCUCGUUACUACAAGAAAAAGAGAGUAUUGCCACCAACAUGGAAGUAUGAGUCCUCCACUGCCUCUGCCCUCGUAGCCUAAUCCACUGGUCACAGGACAGCACUAUGGGUUCACACCACACAGGCCAGAUACAGAGACUAUGAGAUAUACGAUUAUAUGGACUCAUUAGAAUUAUCUGAAAAUACCAUAGUGUAAAUAAAUCAUGAAGAAACAGA